AUGUCGCACAUACUGUCCGGUUCGCCCGAAGCAGACGAUGAAAUGCCAUCGUUAAUGCAGCAGCACAGGGACAAGCUUGCUGCGUCACCGUCUUCGGACGUCAGUCCUCAAGCUUCGCCUGGCCCGAGCAAACCUGUUCCACAGCGCAAUCAAACGCUCUCGCCUCGGCCCGACACUUCCGCACAGGCACCCGCGCAUUCACACGCACAUUCGCACGGUCACGGCCGCGGCCACGCGCACAGUCACUCGCAUUCCCAUGCACAUUCGCAAUCGCCGAGCCAACAGCGUCAGUCAACCAUGCGCACCUGCUCAGGUGCGUCCACCUCGUCUCUGAACGUUCCGACCAAACCGCAUGAACGGUCGCCUUCACGAUCCAUGACACGUACACCUUCGCACGAAUACCGCGAAACGCUCAAUGCCAAAAGCAAAGAUCUCGACGACGGAUCUACCGUUAUUAACCAGUACAAGAUCACCGACACCAUCGGCAGAGGUGCUUACGGAACCGUUCGCAAAGCCGAACUUGUCGACGAUCCCGACGUCAAAUUCGCAGUCAAAGAGUUUGGCAAGACGCGGCUGCGCAAGACACACCGAGCCGACAAGCUGCGCAAACCGGCAAGAGGGAGAGCAGCAGCUCGUCCCGCCAAUCGCAGCGAUCCUGCUCAAGGAGGCAGCAAUCCUAAGCAAGAAGAGCAAGACGAGCUCAAAGACCCGCUCACUCACAUCCGUCACGAGAUCGCCAUCCUCAAGAAGCUCCACCAUCCACACGUGGUCAAGCUGUUCGAGGUACUCGACGACCCGUCCAAGGACAGCCUCUAUAUGGUGUUCGAGUACUGCCCCGACGGCACCGUCAUCGACGUCAAGCCCAGCCACUGUGUGCAGCCACUGCCCGAGGACAUUGUACGACUCUAUUUUGUUCAGAUCCUCAUGGGUAUCGAGUAUCUGCACGAGAAUGAGAUCGUUCACCGCGAUAUCAAGCCGGACAAUAUCCUGCUGAGCGACAACCGCAAGACUUGCAAGAUUGUCGAUUUUGGCGUCUCCGAGAUGUUCCUCAAGCCAGGAGACGACACGAUGCAAAAGUCGGCCGGCAGUCCCGCCUUCAUGAGUCCCGAGCUCUGUACUGCUGGCCAUGCCGAGUAUCACGGCAAGGCGGAUGACAUCUGGUCGUUUGGUGUAACGCUGUACUGCAUGGCGGUAGGCCACCUGCCCUUUGACAAGGACAACUUUUACGAGAUGUACGAGUCGAUCAAAAACGACGAGCCCGAAUAUCCUGACCACCUCUCCGACAAUCUCAAGGAUUUGAUGCAGAAGAUGUUUACCAAGGAUCCCGCACAGCGAAUCACGGUUCCGCAGAUGCGUGAGCACCCCUGGACGCUGGCCAUUGAAGAUGGCAUCCUGCUCUCAAAGGACGACAAUCUCGAGACGAUGGUGUCGGAAAUCACCGACGAGGAUCUGGACUGCGCCAUUUGCAAGAUCACCAAUAUCUUUACCUUUGCACGCGCCAUCUCUCGCUUCAAAAAGGGUGGUUCAAUGCAGCGAGCUCGUCGGGAAGCGACGCGGUCUACGUCGGGUGGGAGCAGUGCUGACCCUAAUGACCGCAGCUGGUUCCCACCCGCCACGCCCAGUCCAGACGAGGCCAAAACCAGCGGCGCUGCUGGUGAUGAGUCGAUGGAUCUCACGAGUGAUGCUGCGACCAUCAAGGAGCAGACGCCCACACCCACAUCGCAGGUCAAGGAGCACAAGGAUGGCGAGGGUAGCGGCGAGGUGGAGCAACUAGAGAAAGCGGCCGCCCAUAUGUUUGAAUCGCCUCAGAUGCACACGUUUGAGCUGCCUGCGGGAGAGCCCGACGGCAACGGUCCACUCCAGCGCACUCGGUCUGGUCCAAUUACAACUUUGCACAAGAUCGAGACGGGACAGGACGACAAUGGCCCACCGGUAAUCACGAUGGACUCACCGCGUAGCGCUUCGCCCGAGAUGUUUGCCUCACCGACCUCGGACGGUGUGUCGCCUUUUACUGAGGCCAUCACACGAUCACGGGAAUCUUCGAGCGUCAACACAAGCAGUCGAAGCACCGGUGAACGCUCGACUGAUUACACUACUGACUCGUCUAGACCGGACGAAGCGAUUGCGUCGCAUCUGUCGGACAUGAUGCUGGAGCAUGGAGAAGGCCAUCACGCCGUAUCGAGCGCCAGGGGACACAAGAACCAGGGUCAGCAGGAGGCAGUGCAACCCCGCCGCCGCAAGGACGAUGUCGACAGCAAGGACGACUCGGUACCACGACGUGCACAGACACUCGAGGAGCGCGCGGCUUCGUUGGGCAAGAAGCCGUCCAAACCCAAGCCAAAGCUGCUGCCGGACCAACCGACGUUUGCCAGCCCGCGACACGAGAACAUCCGAACGCCUCCUGAUGCUGCUGAGCUCUACAAGCAGUCUAAGGACGACAGUACUGGAGAGCAAGGGGUGGAGGACAAUGAGGGUGCGGAGGGGCAGGAGAAUCCUUAUUUUAGGAGUGCAGGUGCCAGUCGUCAGCAGCAGCAGCAGCAGGACAUGGAGGAGGAUGGCGACGAGGAGGAGGUCAAAGCUCAGACUAUGUGA
This is a messenger RNA of Sporisorium graminicola, 2592 nucleotides long. RefSeq lists its product as uncharacterized. Gene Ontology annotation, biological process: protein phosphorylation; intracellular signal transduction. Lineage: Eukaryota; Fungi; Basidiomycota; Ustilaginomycetes; Ustilaginales; Ustilaginaceae. The transcript has a single exon. Bases 1 to 2592 code for a protein of 863 amino acids. Gene Ontology annotation, cellular component: cytoplasm. Gene Ontology annotation, molecular function: ATP binding; protein serine/threonine kinase activity. The record is from RefSeq and is a predicted model, not a curated record.